Messenger RNA from Loa loa (African eye worm), 2225 nucleotides. RefSeq lists its product as hypothetical. Gene Ontology annotation, molecular function: hexosaminidase activity. Gene Ontology annotation, biological process: carbohydrate metabolic process. The transcript has 13 exons. Lineage: Eukaryota; Metazoa; Nematoda; Chromadorea; Rhabditida; Onchocercidae. The coding region runs from base 1 to 1836 and encodes 611 amino acids. The record is from RefSeq and is a predicted model, not a curated record.
AUGAGCAUUAUCGCAAGAUCUCGGUGGCUCGGAUGUAGAAUUUGGAGGUUGCUAACUUUCCGGACAUUUCUGAUCCUUACAUUUUGUUGCAUUGUUCUUGAAAUUACUCGCGGUUUGCCCACUUAUAGGCAGGUGGCACAGAAAGAUGAGGUACGUCCAGAACAUUCCCGAAAUUUCGAUGGCAAAGAAAUAAUGCAAAGUUCAUCAAAGACAACAAAGGAUUUGCAGAAAUUAAAAUGGAAUGUAGAUCAGAAGUCUGAACGGAAAACAUCAGGAUGGUAUAAGCCAUUGGGAUCAUCGCAAUCAAUAAAAAUACAUGAUCGAUAUCAAGCACAAAGCAGCAAAGCUUCUUACGAUCAAUCAUUUUACCCAAACAGGAUAAUUCAUUUUGAUUUGAAAGGUGCUGCACCGAAAAUAUCAUAUUUGAAAGAAGUAUUAAAGCUUAUAAAAGCGAACGGUGCCACAGGAAUUUUGCUGGAAUGGGAGGAUACAUUCCCAUUUAGCGGUAUUUUAGCAGAGAAUCGUAAUAGUGAUGCUUACACUGUGGAAGAAGUUCGUGACCUUUUGAAAACAGCCAAAUCACUCAAACUUGAUGUUAUACCGCUUGUACCAACUUUUGGACAUUUAGAAUGGAUUCUUAAAGUGGAAAAAUUCAGGCAAUACCGACAAAACGACAUGUUCCCACAGGUCAUUUGUUUAACAGAUGAUGAUGGUGUUUCAAUAGUUUUGGAAGCCAUACGUCAGGUUGUCGAAUCCCAUUUACCAUUUGGAAUGACAUAUUUUCACAUUGGUGCUGAUGAGGCUUUUCAGUUCGGUGAAUGUUCGAAAGAUCGUCGGUGGUUAGUAGAAAAUCAAGACAAAGGCAAAGAUGAUCUUGCAGCAAUGCAUUUAGCCAAAAUCGCAAAUUACGUCAAAAAGCUAAUUCCAGAUGUUAGAGUGCUGGCAUGGUACGACAUGAUUAAGUCAUUUGAAUCCUCAUUGGUAAAGCUAUAUCGUCUAGAUCAGCUCUUAGAAGUUGUGGUUUGGGAUUAUUCCGAAACGUUGCAGCAACAAAAUGAGUUCACAUGGAAUUCCUUGGCUGCAAAAUUUCAAAUAGUUUGGGGCUCAUCUGCUUUCAAAGGAGCCAAUGAACCAUCGUCGGCAUUUUUGGAUUUGAAGCAUUAUUUUAGAAAUAAUAAGGCAUGGAUUACCCAUCGAAGAAUGUAUGGCACACUAUUUCGUACAUUCCGGGGUUUGAUCAUAACCGGUUGGCAACGAUAUGAUCACUUCGCCGUACUAUGCGAACUUCUUCCAGUUGGACUUCCAUCGGCUGUCUUAAAUCUUCUUGUAGCAAAAGCAGGUGAUAAAUUUUCUACUCAAUGGAUAAUUAAUGCUACCACUGUUGCAUUGAAUUGUACCUCAAAGAUCUCUCUGGAAUAUAUGCAUUCGUUUGAUUCUUGCGACUUCCCAGGUGUUGAAUUAUUCAACGUUAUUCAUUCUUUGCAUAAUCGUAUCGAAAUGAUCAAAAACGAAGUUUUUGAUAGUCACCAGGUAAAAGGUUGGCUCAGUCGAUUCAAUGUGCGUCAUGAAUAUACCCAGCUGUGGUACCUGGUGCCUUUGCAAAGUAUCAUCGAAAGGCAUAUCAGUGAAUUGCUCGAUAUGACUAAAACGAUCCAGUCUUUGAUGCAGCCAAUCUUUCGGAAAAGUACAAUCGAUGAAUGGCUAUAUGAAUAUGUUGAUCCGAUUAGAGAACAACUGAUAGAACUACUGCAAAAAAUCUCUCAACUUAAAAUGCGGCGAAUAUUCACAGUUAGAAAUUUUGAUAUCAGGAGGGAACAGGUGUUCGAUGCGUCGUAAUUUCAUCGUUCUCAUUUUCGUUUCUUGUUUCCUCGCAAAUGUUUUCUUGCUCUUUUUCUUAAUACAUGAAAAGACUAUCUGUAACAUUUUUGAAGUAAAUAUUAAUGCUAUCCGGAAAAUAUAUAUGAUGAUCUGUAAAGGAUUCCUUGUUCUCGAUUGUUCUAAGAUUCAUGGUCGAAAGUUAUUCCUGUUCACCAUUGUUUUAGUCUAGUGAAUUCAGUAUCUGGAUGAAUACGGGUCAUAGCCCCAAGCAAGGCCUGAUAUUUUAAUGAUUUUCUUUUCUCUUUUCAAUUUCCAUUUGCUAUUUUGUCAUGAAGCGGCUUUCAAUCUUAUCACUCGGGUAUUUGCUUAUCAAACAAUUUCAAGCCUUAUUAUAAUUGUUGUUUUUA